GAGAUACAACAAUUUUUUAACAAAAUGGCAGGAAGCUGGCAGUGUUGCCAAACAAAUUGAACGAUUAAACGCAAUUCGGCCUAAAAUGACUAAAUAGAGCCUGUUAAGCUUUAGUAGUGACUACAACAAGCAGUAUUCAUGUCUAGUCAAUUAAAGUUGUCACUAGGACACAACCCACUAGGAGUGGAGCAGGGAUCCAGGAAUUUACUAGUGCAUGCUAAUCUGACUACCACCCCAGGGAUUGAUCCCUCACCAGGAAAUGAUACCCCUCUGCCAUCCUUCACCCUUUCAGAGCCAGUCUGCCAAGCCAUUCUGUAUGAUGAUAUUGGAGAGUCAAGAGUCAGAGUGUGGGACCUGAUCGUUUUGAUUCCAAACAUUUUUUUUCUCGCGUUUCUUCUCUACAAAUCAAAAUCUGCCAUAGCCAAGUUGAGAAGUACCAGCAGUCCAAUAUUUACAGCCUUUUAUGUACUGGUGUGUUUAGUGGCCCUGAUCAGUGUCCUGAGAUGUGUGGUGUCUAUGACAGUCAAUGCCUCUGUUCUGGCUGGUGAUAUUGCAGACAAGGUUCUAUGGUUGGUCCUGAGAUUCUUUCUUCUUGCCACAGAAAUGUCCAUUAUUGUGUUUGGCCUAGCAUUUGGACAUUUAGACAGCAGGAAGUCGAUACAGAGAGUGUUGUUAGUGACGUCAUGUGUAGCUCUAUUAUAUUCCUGUACACAGGGCACACUAGAAUUUGAGUAUCCAGACCCACAGUUCCACGUCGAGAAAGGUAUCAAUCAAACGUAUCAGAACUUCGACAUCUUCGCUCAUGGGGGAAUGAUUUUCUGGAUCACCAGUUCCCUUAUAUUCUUUGUUGUGUACAUUAUAAUAUUCAUUUUACCAUGGACUAGUCUUAAAGAAAGGUGGUCACUUCCACCUAAGAAGUCAUUUUACCGCUAUGCCGCCUUUUUAGCUCUCCUAAAUCUGACACAGGCCGUGGGCAGUGGAUUGCUGUAUGGAGAAAUUCAGCAGGGAAUGUGUAUUAUUGAUUUGACGUCGUACAUCUAUUUCACCUGCUUCGUGCCGCUGGUUUAUCUGGUGUUCCUGAGAAAAUUCUUUAUGCACACCCAGCCCCGGAUACUGUUCUCAUACAAGAGUCAGGUGGACGAAGCGCCGGAGGAUGACACGGUCAGCAUGCCGUACCAAACGAACGUCCAAAAGUCCGAGGACACGGAGAGCAUAAACGUCAGCUUCGACAGUACACACUUCGAUCACCAUUCGGGGUCGUAUUACACGAGGCCGUCACUACUUCCCAACGGCUCCAUUAAUGCCACGGACCAGGAUAUGGUACCAACCAGUGAUUACUACCAGGCCUCAGCGUAGGGCCAUGUCGAUGCUUGCUUCAGUGAUAGUCGUGCAGUAAAUCGCUGUAGUGCGGUACAGACAUUAAGUUGUGAUAAGCGUAGUAACACACUGAUACUCUGAAUUCUACACUACAUUAGUUUGGUACCACUACUUAAGGUGCUCUCAGAUCCUUCAGACUGUGAAAAUAUAGGUAUCUAUAUUUGUGUGUAUCUCAAGGUUACAUUGUGUGAGGUCAUGUGACUUUAUACUAAAGAGCUUUAUAAUUGUAUAGGUUAGUUAUCUUAUUAAAUGGUUACUGUAAACAUGGAAAUUUAUUACCCUAAAUACGCGAUUACAAUUUAUUACGUGUGGGGGUUAAUAACACUAAAUAUGCGAUUAUAAUUUACGUGUGGGGGGUUAUUUACACUAAAUACACGAUUAUAAUUUACAUGUGGGUUUUUUUUACACUCAGUAUGCCUCUACAGUUUACGUAUGGAUGUUAUUUAUUCUAAAUAAGCAAUCACAAGACUCCCAUGUAAAUUACCCAGGGCAUAUGCAUACUAUUCCCAUAGUUGAGCAAUUUAUCAACUAAAGAUACUGACAUUGCAUAAUUAAACACUACACAUGUGGUCUGCAAAAGGAAAUGCGCGUAAUUAACAACACACGGCAAUAUUCAUGUGCACAGUAGUUUAUUUUUUCACUGAAUGAUGUGGAUAACUUUCUCUUGAUGAAAAGAAUAUUAGAUUAAUGUUUUGCAUUUUCUGUUUUAUCUUCUCAGAUUAAUGUUUAAUUUAUUGUGUUAGAAAACUGUUUAUUUGCUGUGCAUGGAGUUUGAUUGUAAUUAGCAUAAAUGUUAUUUUAUCUACUUGUAAAAAGUUGGUCUUUGAUUUUUAAUUGAGACUCAAAUGAUCUGAGUCUGUUUUUGUUUGAUUUUGUAGGAUUUUUGAUUAUUGAUAAAUGAAGUACUUUGGUUUGUUAAAUGAUAUCAUAAUGAUAAAUUGAUGAUAAAAGCAAGAAAAACUUUUGAAUCUCAAACAGCAAAUUUGUUAAGACUUUAAUGUUUAUUUCUUCUAUAGUCAUGUACCACCACAGAUACUGCCUGAACUUAUUGGAAGUCGUAAAACUUUUAAAAAAAACUUCAACAUGGUCGCUAUUCUAGUGAGAAUAAACAUGUUUAUGGUCAUACCAUCUGGCAGGUGCCCUACAGUAAUCACUCGGUCUGUCCAUCAGUACUUUCUAUGACAUGCAAUAACUUAAUUUUCCUUGGGAAGAAUUUCAGAAAUUUUAAACAUCAUACUUUGAUUAGGCAGUGGAAGACCCAAUUCAAUUUUUUACAUUUAUCACAGGACCCUUUCUGUCUGGAUUGUUGAUCUUCUGGUUCUCAGAUAUAUUGCAGUAGAAUAUUUUUACAACAAAAUGAAAUCCAGAUUAAUGAUCUUGUGUCAACACACACACCCCACCCCCCACCCCCCCUCAAUAACCCACUCCAAAAAAAAUUCAAUUUUCAAUCUGACAUUAGACAGCUCAGGUGUGCUGUUUAAUAUUUUGUUGUGGGAACAGCUCGGAAUCUCUUAAGGUAUCAAAGUCAACAUGUAAGCAGAGAAGGGGGGAGGGGUGUAACUCUGCAUCUAUUCUGAAUGUGACUUAUUUAAAGAGAAUCAUUCAGUUUUAGUGAAUUAAAUUUUAAUGAUUUUGGCACUUGUUAUUAUUGAUCCUUGAGAAACGACCUUGGGGAUUAUAGAAUUUGGAUUCAGUUUUCAGAGAUUUCUGCUUUGGGUAGAAAAGCUUCAUAGUUUAAUUCAAGUGUCUCUGGUCAAAGGGUAGAUAACUCAGAUAAACAUCAACUGUGUGUUCACUGUGGGUUUUUUGGUAUGAAAUGUUAUUGAAAAUAAAAUGAAAAUUGUAUUUUUGAUGUACAUUCAGCUUUAGUUGGAGCUUUGUAUAUGCAAAUAUAUAUGUUGGAGUAUAUAUAUCAAAUUACACAAAGAAAUUCCAUAUGUGUAUCAACACAAAAGAACCGGGUCAAAAGGAAUGUUUUAUUUUAAAAGAUCAUUGGAAAAAUUUAAUUUUUAUAGACAUGUUUGUUUUUCUUUAAUAUAAUCCUAUGUUAAUUAUAUUAUUCAGUACUUUCUGAUGUCAUGAAAUAUUUGUGCAAUAUUAUCGUCAUGGACACAUUUUCAUAAUUAAAGGUUGUUUGCAUGU
Ostrea edulis (European flat oyster) is the source of this 3519-nucleotide messenger RNA. RefSeq names its product transmembrane protein adipocyte-associated 1-like. The coding region runs from base 139 to 1356 and encodes 405 amino acids. The record is from RefSeq and is a predicted model, not a curated record. Gene Ontology annotation, molecular function: G protein-coupled receptor activity. Gene Ontology annotation, cellular component: plasma membrane. The transcript is spliced from 11 exons. Lineage: Eukaryota; Metazoa; Mollusca; Bivalvia; Ostreida; Ostreidae. Gene Ontology annotation, biological process: G protein-coupled receptor signaling pathway.